Messenger RNA from Sarcophilus harrisii (Tasmanian devil), 4079 nucleotides. RefSeq names its product 6-phosphofructo-2-kinase/fructose-2,6-biphosphatase 3 (gene PFKFB3). The record is from RefSeq and is a predicted model, not a curated record. Bases 558 to 2090 code for a protein of 510 amino acids. Gene Ontology annotation, cellular component: cytosol. The transcript is spliced from 16 exons. NCBI's taxonomy places the organism in Eukaryota, Metazoa, Chordata, Mammalia, Dasyuromorphia, Dasyuridae. Gene Ontology annotation, biological process: fructose metabolic process; fructose 2,6-bisphosphate metabolic process. Gene Ontology annotation, molecular function: ATP binding; 6-phosphofructo-2-kinase activity; fructose-2,6-bisphosphate 2-phosphatase activity.
UCUCCGCCCAGGGGCGGUCGGUGGGCGUGGAUGCCGGCCGGCGUCGUCAAGUCUUAGAAAUAGCCUCAGUCGGCGAGGCUUCUGUACAUUAGCAGAGAGAGAAUCGAAAAGGAGGGACCUGAAAGCCGACAGCCUUUGGCAUUGAGAGCUCGCUUGCAAGCGGGCUUCUUCGGGCAGAAAGGUCGGGUGGGGACAGCUGGUUUGCUCGCAGUCGUCUGGGAGCCUCGAGAAGCCUUGUAGCAUCCGUCACCGGAGCCACAGGGUAGUCCCGUAACUCAUCGUUGCCAUUUUAAGCCGAGAACUGGGAAGAAAGCUCGGCUUCAGAGCCUUUGCUUCACGUUGCAAGGCUUGGUUUCAUUUGUUUUUUUUUUUGCUAGGCUUUUUUUUUUUGGUUGCUUUUUAAAGGUCGUACUAUUAUACCUACCGUACGCAUCGUUUCCCUUCCUUCCUCACCUCUCGCUUUGUCUCGGGAGGUCUUUUGAUUCCAAAUUUCAUUUGCAAAUUUAGUGAGUUUGGGCAAGGAAAGGGCGAUACAGCCCCGAAACCUCGCAGUGAAGAUGCCCUUGGAGUUGACUCAGAGUCGGAUGCAAAAGAUAUGGAUUCCUAUCGAUCACCGUCCUUCGUUGCCAAGAUCCUGUGGACCUCAGCUGACCAAUUCACCUACGGUGAUUGUCAUGGUUGGACUCCCAGCCAGGGGAAAGACUUAUAUGUCCAAGAAGUUGACACGCUACCUCAAUUGGAUUGGUGUGCCCACAAAAGUUUUCAAUGUUGGUGAGUACCGCAGGGAAGCGGUGAAGGAAUUCAGUUCUUAUAAUUUCUUCCAUCCUGAUAAUGAAGAAGCCAUGAGAGUUCGGAAACAAUGUGCCUUGGCUGCUUUGAGAGAUGUCCAGUUGUAUCUAAAAGAGGAAGGUGGUCAGAUUGCAGUUUUUGAUGCUACCAAUACAACAAAAGAGAGAAGAGAUAUGAUCCUUGAAUUUGCAAAAGAAAAUGACUUUAAGGUAUUUUUCAUCGAGUCUGUAUGUGAUGAUCCUUCUGUAGUUGCCUCCAACAUUAUGGAAGUUAAACUCUCCAGCCCUGAUUAUAAAGAUUGCGGCUCAACAGAAGCCGUGGAGGACUUCAUGAAAAGAAUUAAUUGCUAUCAAGCCACCUACCAACCUCUUGACCCAGAUAACUAUGAUAGGAAUCUGUCACUGAUCAAGGUGCUUGAUGUUGGCCGCCGAUUCCUGGUAAACAGAGUCCAAGAUUAUAUCCAGAGCAGAAUAGUUUAUUACCUGAUGAACAUCCAUGUCCAGCCCCGGACCAUCUACUUAUGUCGCCAUGGGGAGAGCGAGUACAACAUCCUAGGGAGAAUCGGUGGAGACUCUGGCUUGUCCACCCGGGGGAAGAAGUUCUCCGUCACCUUGUGCAAGUUUCUUGAGGAGCAGAAUUUGAAAGACCUUAAAGUAUGGACCAGUCAGCUUAAAAGGACCAUCCAGACAGCAGAAGCCCUCAAACUACCUUAUGAACAGUGGAAGGCCCUCAAUGAAAUUGAUGCUGGAGUCUGUGAAGAGAUGACCUAUGAUGAGAUCAAGGACAAUUAUCCUGAGGAAUAUGCUCUUCGUGAUCAGGACAAAUAUUAUUAUCGCUACCCUACUGGAGAGUCUUAUCAAGACCUAGUUCAGCGCUUGGAGCCAGUGAUCAUGGAAUUGGAGAGACAGGAAAAUGUAUUAGUCAUCUGCCAUCAAGCUGUCAUGCGCUGCCUUUUGGCCUAUUUUCUAGACAAGAGUGCAGAUGAAAUGCCCUAUUUGAAAUGUCCCCUCCACACAGUGUUGAAACUGACACCUGUGGCCUAUGGUUGCCGAGUGGAGUCCAUUUAUUUGAAUGUGGAAGCAGUAAACACACACCGGGAAAGGUCUGAGGAAGCAAAGAGGGGACCUAACCCGCUCAUGAGACGCAAUAGUGUUACCCCACUAGCCAGCCCUGAGCCCACCAAAAAGCCUCGAAUCAACAGCUUUGAGGAGCAUAUGGCUUCCACUUCUGCUGCCCUGCCCAGCUGCCUGCCCCGGGAGGUGCCCACACAACCUUUACUAGGGAAAGCCUGUUUAACCUGAAUAAUUCAUCAAAUCAAUUUUGACUCUUCCUGGAACUCUGAAACUGCAUUCCAUUGCCAUUUCUGAAGCUUGGCUUAUGCCCCUCCAUUUAAUCUGGGGCCCUGAUAAUCAUAGCUGCUGCUUCCAUAAAACUGACCGAACUCUUGGUGAGAGGGUGGGAUUAUUCCCUCUUAUAUUAUAGCCCUCCUGUAAAGAAUUUUUUCAUUUUUCAUUUUACUUUUUCUCAUCCCAUUCUAUUCUCAAUGGAUGUCUGGCACCCUCUCUGGAAAGGCUUUGAAAGUGUGAGAAGGGGAGAAUUGGCUGAGAAGAGAAUGUCUCUGCUUCUUUUCUACCCUUCCACCUUAGAUGUCUCAGGAUGGCAGGUCAUAAUUUCUUACAGGAAAAUUCAAGAUGGCUGGCCAACUUUUUGUUUUGUCCUCUGAAGAUACUUCAUUAGGAGUAGAACCAGCAUAUGAUGUGCAAACAAUAGUAGACCUCUUCAGGAAUUCAUGAGUCAGAAAUCUUGCUAUUUGACUAAAGCAAAGAAUUACUCUCCUUUAUGUUUUUAUUCAGAGUCUGUUCUUUCUAAGCAGAAUGUGAGAAUGGGUACCAAUGGGAAGACACCAUUCUCUUUGAACUGCUUGUUUUUGCACCUUCUGUGGAAGAAAUAGGAUGAAAAAUCCAUACCAUCCACAGAACUUGAAUGUUGGGACAUGGAUAGAUGGGUCAGGUUAUGAGCUGGAAAUAUUGGCAGGGUAGGAAACAUCUGCAGAGCAAAGUUUGUUUCCCAGUUGAAACUGGCUUGUACAAAGCCUCCACUUUACUUUAGAAAGUAAAGACCAAGCCGCGUAGUUAGCGACUAUCCCCGGAGGGCUGAGGCAAGAGGAAAUCCUCCAGGAUUCUCUUCUCAGACUGUACAGAAUAGCCAGUACCAAGACUGCCUGCUUUCAGUUCAAUAUUGAGCAUCUGCUGUCUCUAGCAUUGGUCCAGGUGCUCAUCCCUGUAGGGUAAUGCAGGGGUAGGGGAGAUUUCCAUAGCACCCAGAUGGCCUUCAGGUGCCAUAUCACGGCUCCACAGAGAAGCCCUUCGGGCAAGUGUUUUGGUUCAGGGAGGAAGAGACAGACCACAGUGCCUCAUUCUAGAACAUUUAUUGACAUUUAUUGGCAGGCCAGUGACAAGUCAGAUUGUCAUAAACAUAAGCCUAAGAUCCUCUUUUUUUAAACCAUCUUGUCACCCAUUUUGUGCACACUCAGGCACAAGUGCAUGUUUAUGUGUGAACUGUACAGUUUUGAACUCCCUUUGUUCUUUGAUAGAUUUGCUGUAAUCUGCUUUCUUGUACUCAUUUCUGUUUCUAAUCAACAGAAGGUGGCCAAGAAUCAUGGUGAGGAUCUCUAGGAUGUUUGCUCUUUUUUUUAAAAUUACAAGCCAGCAUUACCUAAUGAGGAUUUUAAUUUGGGAAGAGUGAGGAGGAUCCAGAGAUCCUAGAGAUGAAGCAAGUAAUAGUAGUAUUAGUAGUAGCCUGAACUACACUGAAGCAUUUCAUUGAGGAGGCUUCAUGCACAGUGGGAGUCUUUGCUUGGGACUACUGAUUUUUAUUUACCAUGUUCCUCUGGAACCAGUUUUCUGAACUUUGUAUGUUUGGGGGGGACAACUCUUUCUCUCCCCCCCCCCCCCCAAUAUCCUGAGGGUAGCAGAACUCUAAGAAUUGAGAAAGGGGAGAAACUGAACCACAUCCAUGAUACUGUUUUUAUUUGUAAUACUUGAAAUUUAUUUUUUUAAUAUUAUUUUGAUAGCAAAUGCUAUUUAUUUAUUUAAUGUGUAUGAUGGUGCCAGGUGUGUGAGAGUGAGUGGGUUGGGAGCGUUUUUCCUAAACUUGUGAUUUAGUAGGUGUGCUUUAUGUUUGUCUUUAAUCACCUGGGAUAAAACUCUGCUAGCUUGUAAACAGGGUAUGCCUUUCAGAAAUUUGUAUAUUUUGCAGUUGCUAGACAAAUAAAAUAUCUUGUUAAAGUA